Messenger RNA from Cherax quadricarinatus, 3148 nucleotides. The record is from RefSeq and is a predicted model, not a curated record. Lineage: Eukaryota; Metazoa; Arthropoda; Malacostraca; Decapoda; Parastacidae.
UACACAGUAGUAAAUGGAAAGCGGAGGGCAAGCUUUUGGAGGUGGAAGACAAGUCAGUAAGCUGCUGGAAGUGAAGAAAAGGCAGUAAGCUGCUAGAAGUAGAAGACAAGGCAGUAAGCUGCUGGAAGUGGAAGGUUGGGAAGCUUCCUACCAGCAGUGGCAGGAAGAACUCUGAAGGAAAGUGAAAAACAACUUUCUAGUCUGUGGUAAUAAUGGUGGACGCAGCCCAUCAAGUGGUUUAUCGCGGGGUUAUGCCUGUCUUGGUCUGUCUAGGGCUCCUGGCUAACAGUCUCUGCGGUCUUAUCCUCAUUAAACCUAGCUUUACGACAUCAUGGGUUAACAGAUAUUUCCUGGUUCUUGUGGUGUCGGACCUGCUAGUGUGUGUCUUCACUAUCCCCAUCAUCACUACCAUCAACGGCUGCACCUCCUCAUCCUACUUCGAGGCCAAAUACUAUGCUCACUUUGGAUGGUCUUUGUUUGCCCUUUGUCAAUCUGUUGAGACAUAUACCAUCAUGUGGCUCGCUAUGGACCGCUUCAUGGCCGUCUGGAUGUACCAAAUUUAUCCCAGGAUUCAGAAGAAGCCAAACUUUAUGUUGAUAAGAAUGAUAGUGACAAUUGUUUUGUGCAUUCUGUUCCAUUUAGUAUAUAUGAUCAAAAGUGAAGUUAAAGACGCUGUCGUGGAUGGCAUCCCUUACGAUAACAGUAAGAAUGAGAGUAACAUACAAGAAUGCAUAGGAAACAAGACUGCUAUAAGUGACGGUUUUCACUACGAGUACAAGACCCAGUGGCAUGAAAUUUAUCGAUAUUUUUACUCCUGGACGAUGAAAUGGUUGCCAAGCUGUCUUAUAUUAGUUUUCAACGCGAGCCUCGUGUUCGGGGUGGUAAUCCGUCGCAUCAAAUUUCGUGCUGCUAAAGAGUCAGGAAAACGCAGAGAGAGAAAUCUUAUCAUCCUUAGCAUCGCCCUAGCAGCUUCCCACAUUCUCCUGACUCUUCCCAUUACUGUGUACUUCAUCAAAUAUGGAGAACUUCAACUUGACCGCUGCUGCAGUAACUUACCUAGAGAUCUCUUCCUUCACGUUGCUAACAUUCUCCAACUUCUGGAAUCCAUCAUCCCAAUAAUGUUUCAAGUGGCUCUCAAUCACAACUUCAAGAAGGAGCUCAAAAUUCUACUGAAACUGGAGGAAAGAACUAUAGAUAGUGAGCUGAGCACGAGGAACUAAUACUUUUGUGGAAAAUUAAAUUUACCUGGAUGUAACUCGUAAGAUACAUACCAGCAAAUGGUAACAAAGAUAAUUAUACUUUAUUAAGGUUACCUGGAGUUACCUGGAGUUUACCUGGAGAGAGUUCCGGGGGUCAACGCCCCCGCGGCCCGGUCUGUGACCAGGCCUCCUGGUGGAUCAGAGCCUGAUCAACCAGGCUGUUGCUGCUGGCUGCACGCAAACCAACGUACGAGCCACAGCCCGGCUGGUCAGGAACCGACUUUAGGUGCUUGUUCAGUGCCAGCUUGAAGACUGCCAGGGGUCUGUUGGUAAUCCCCCUUAUGUAUGCUGGGAGGCAGUUGAACAGUCUCGGGCCCCUGACACUUAUUGUAUGGUCUCUUAACGUGCUAGUGACACCCCUGCUUUUCAUUGGGGGGAUGUUGCAUCGUCUGCCAAGUCUUUUGCUUUCGUAGUGAGUGAUUUUCGUGUGCAAGUUCGGUACUAGUCCCUCUAGGAGACAAGUAGGAAUUUUAGGACACCUAGGUCGCAAAAAAUGUCCCCCCUUCUAUACCUACGAUAAUCUCUCUCUCCACAAGUCACUCUGGACCUAUAUUAAUUUCAAAAGAAAUAUACAUCACUAGGAAUUCUGGUAAAAACAUUAAUAUAAAUAUAUGAACUGUAUAUUAAAUUUAAAAUGUUAAUACAUAUACAUUGAAGGAGAAUUUAUAAUAAUAAGACUCACCAAUUAAUCUGGAGAUUAUGGUGUGUCAUAUCAACCCCCCUGCCUAAAUUAUGAAGAAAAUACUGGCCAGAAUUCCAACAUAAAUAGACAUGACUUAGCUGGAGUUCCUGUACCAUCCUGUCCACUCGCCUAAUGUUCACGUUAUGCAGGACUGCAAAUCCAACAAUUUCGGCUCCUAUUUGAGAGGUUUUAAGCCCAAUAUAACCCUUAGAGCGACGAAAAUUCUUUCGAUUUUCACUAACGUUUGUCUCGGUCAAUUCAAAACAUGGCAACUCUUCCCUGCUCAUAAGCGCAGGCGCAGAGCUUCCCUGUCGGUUCACUUCUUUAAAAUACACUUUAGAGCAAUAGUAAUGUAUUAAUCAGGUAUAUUUACAUUAUAUAAAAUAUACAGCAUAAUUUUGGGAAAUUAUUUUCCACACUGCGGCCGGGCGGAGGUCACUGCUAAACGACUCAAAUUACUCCUUCCUUUAGGAGACUGUUCCAACUGGUUGUGGCUUGAGUGGCUGUUCUCCUAGUAGGUUUUUCUACAAUUUCAUCUUCCUGCAUCACUUGGUCAGCAUUACCUUCAAUAUCACUCGUGUCACUUUCCCUUAAAUUUUCGUUUACCUAUGAUUGAAUACCAUUUAAUUCCAAGAGAAUCAAUUUAUUAAUUGUUUGUAAACUUUCCUGGCCACGACACAACACUUUGGCAUUCCGGACAACACCUUGUGCAUCUGCGUACAAUGUCAAUACUUUGCCCAAAGGCCACAAUGUUCGAUGUUGUUCAGUAUCAACUAACACAAUGUCACCUGGUUGAAUGUGCUGUCGAUUUACUGCCUCUGUCGCACCAUAAAAGUGUUCACAUAGUGUAAGAAGAUAUUCCUUACGCCACACAUUAGACCAAUGAUCAAUUACUUUAUUUAACAUUUUAAAUUUAUCACACAACACUGCUGCAUCAUUGUAAUCUUCAUCACUUUCUUCAGGAUUAUUUCUAUAGACAAGGGCAGCUUCCAAUUUCCUUACACAUAUUAGGUGAGAAGGUGUUAAUACCUCUGCUUCAGGUGUAUCACUCAUGUACGAGAGAGGCCUAUUAUUUAUCCAAUUCUCCACCUCCACCAACACUGCAUGAAAUUCCUCCAAAUUAAUUCUCUUCCGGUGUAGUACUUUACGGAGACACCUCUUCACUGUGCCUAUCAGUCUUUCGUACAGCCCCACCUGCGAAGGGACU